AUGAGCAACGAUACUGAAGUGGAUAUGAAAGAUGUGGAGCUCAAUGAGGUGGAGCAGGAGAAGCAGCCCAUGACCGAGGGGGAACAGUGCAGCACUAUAUACAAGCAUUAUUUUUUUUUAAUUAAAUGUAUUUUUUGUUCACUUCUAGGUAUCUCUGUUGUUUUGGACCUGACCCCUAACUAUAAAGGCAAAGAUCCCUGGUUUACUGAUGCUGUCAGCACUGUGGUCAAACUUGAGUCUGCUCUGAUGCAUUGGCUAGGAGAAGGUGUAGAUGGAUUCCUCUUCUACGGUGUCGAGAAGGCUUCCACUGCAGCCCCAUCCCUUUGGGAGGAUGUUGAAGUCCUUAUCCACAACCAGACGGAAUCCGUGGAAAAAAAGAAAAGGGUCUUGAUUGGUGUUACGGAACAUACCUCUCCUGAUGAUGUCAUUGCUGUGUUGAACAAAACUGGUGUGGACCUGCUCCUCACUGAUGCUUUAAGAUCCACAUCUGCUCUGGACGUUGCCCAUACUGUUGAUCGCUUGUAUUCCACUUACGGUCAGACCAGACUGGCUUGGAACAUAGGUGGGCGUAUUGCUGGACACCUGGCUUCACUGGUGGGGUUCGCCAAAGUCAAGUUGAGUUACCUGCUGCUGCUCACUCUGCCAGGCACACCAGUGUUUAAUUAUGGGGAUGAGAUUGGACUGCAAGAUGAGGUGACCAAAAACCCGACCAUGGUAUGGGAAGACCCUCAAGAAAAUCUGACAGUGAGCAAGAUGGAUGAAAUGACCACUUUCCGUAAGUUCUUCAAAUCUGUGAGUGAAAAAAGGUCGAAAGAACGCUCUUUGCAGCACGGAGAAUACUUGCCUUUGUUCAACUCUACCUCCGCCAUGGCCUAUGUGCGAAGCUGGGACCAGAAUGAGCGCUACAUUAUUGCACUCAACUGGCACUCGGAAGAAACUGUCACUCUUCAGCUAAAGCAUGCUGAGAUUCCUGAACAUGCUACAGUAGUGUUCAGUACUAGUGAUGGUAAACAAGUUGAUGAAGUGCUUAACCUUGCACAACUAGAGGUGAAGCCAGAACAGGGUAUAAUGCUGAAGUUCCCUUACACUCCCUGAAGACAUUGUAAACUCUCAGUUAGUGCUAGGAUGCUGAUUUUACAAGUGUUUGUUUGGCCGUUCUGUUACACUAUUAAUCCUUUAGUACAAAAACACUGGCAUAUAUCAUCACAUUGUACUGUUACAUGCACUACAUGACUACUAAACUGAACUUAAGUUGGUAGUUUUAGUUUAUGCUGUUACUUGGACUACAUUCCAUUGAAGAAAAAUUUGUUUUUAUUUUUAACCUUAUGUUUUAGUUUUUAAUGUAGUGCAAUUCUAAACCCAAAAAGUGUUCAAAACUUCAAUGGCUGUUACUUAUAUGUAAGGGGGGAUGUUGACAAUAAAUUAAAUGGAGCAGUUCA
Molecule: messenger RNA, 1439 nt
Organism: Sinocyclocheilus grahami
Lineage: Eukaryota; Metazoa; Chordata; Actinopteri; Cypriniformes; Cyprinidae
Product: 4F2 cell-surface antigen heavy chain-like
Exons: 6
Coding region: 1-1095 (364 amino acids)
Biological process (GO): phenylalanine transport; L-alanine import across plasma membrane; L-leucine import across plasma membrane
Cellular component (GO): basolateral plasma membrane; apical plasma membrane
Molecular function (GO): L-leucine transmembrane transporter activity; aromatic amino acid transmembrane transporter activity; L-alanine transmembrane transporter activity
Source: RefSeq, a predicted model, not a curated record